AGGGAGACAUCUAGGGAUAAAUAAGGUUCGAGUUGGGGAUAAACCGUUCCGCCCAUCUGGCAACACUGGUGAGUGACCACCGCCUGGAGAUGCACGGGGCUGCAUGACUCCACUGUGUUUUUUUCUAUGUACGUAAAAGUUUUCUAAAUUAUUCACGGGCGUUCACAUUUCGUGUUAUUUUUAAUAUUUCUACGAUUUUUCCGGAAUUUAGUAACGUUUUAUCUUUAGAAGGUUUUUAAUUUCUUAAGUCCUAAAUUAAACAGAUAAUAGUGUAUGAAAAUGUGAAAUGAACGCAAAGUCAACCGUUUGUUUAUUUACAUAAAGCGACAACAAAAAAUAAAAACAAUUGAGAAGAAAGAAAAUAGGAUUUAUUGGAAUAAUUGAACCUGUUUUUAAAAAAGUAAAAUAUGGAUGAUGAAAACAUAUGUGAAGAUGUUCUUGGUUUUACCAAACAGACUGAAACAUUGAUAAAAGGUUUAGGAGGAACACCUGAUGUGAUAAAAGAAUUUAGAAAGAGAAAUAUAUCGACAGAUGAACUAUCCGAAUUGACUGAAUUCGAUUUGAUAAAACUCGGUGCUGAUUAUACUUUGAUUACUGGAAUAUUGACUCAGUUGAAAAAUGUACAGAGGAAAUCGAGUGAAAAUUUAACUUUGCAACACAGGUUUAAGUCCGUGAUCGAAAUUGUAAAAAAUGGACAAAGCCAUCUUGAUCUUCUUUCUGCAUAUAUCGCCUAUGCAAGAUUGAGACUUUCUAAGGAACAAAUUAAUUUUUUCAUUGAACCUGACAAAAGUUUGCGCGCGAGUCAAGCUUUGAAAAUAGCUGUCAAAGCUACUCUCAAAGAAAUCGAUGACAUCAGCAGAGAAUUAAGCAGCCUAGAAAAAUACAUAUCGACGAUGGAUGAUAAUAUUCCUCACACUAAAAAGUAUAUCAAACUCGGUAUGGCAGUUGGUGGAUUGGGACUGACAGUUUGUGUUCUCGUACACUUAUGUAAAACCUGUUACAUUCAAAUCUCUUAAUUAGCUAAUCAUUAAAACUUUUGUAAUAAAAUAAAAUUUUCUCGAAAAAGAAUAACGAACAAA
Belonocnema kinseyi is the source of this 1079-nucleotide messenger RNA. RefSeq lists its product as uncharacterized. Lineage: Eukaryota; Metazoa; Arthropoda; Insecta; Hymenoptera; Cynipidae. The record is from RefSeq and is a predicted model, not a curated record. The transcript has 5 exons. The coding region runs from base 408 to 1016 and encodes 202 amino acids.